AAAGGAAAAGCUCCAGAUGGGAAAGCCAAAAAUUCGAUCUUUCUGGUUCUUAUAGCUAGUGCAAGAGAGAGAGAGAGAGAGAGAGAAUUGGCGAAAACCCGAUUCUGCAAAUUUUCUUGGACAAUGGGGGUGGAAGCACCCGGACGUAAGCUUGGAAGAGAUGGUGAAACUGGUGAAGGGGUUCGCGGAUAUCCUCAUCCUCCCAUCUGGGUACCAGUCUUCUGGCCUUUUGGCCCACUGGGACCAGCAGAACGUCACCAAAGCCUUUCAGUGGGGCCUCUUCUUCGAACAAGUGUUCAAGUCUUUCAGCUGUUCGGAGGACUAUGAUGAGUCCCUGCAAGAACUUGAUAAAGCUCUCUCUGUGAUAGUGGCGGACACUUCUUUCCCUCAGGGUCUAGCGAAACUAUCCUCUGGUACUCUGAGUAGAGCUAGAGACCUCGUGCUCGAGCAGUUGGUCCAUAGCUUGCCGUUAAGAGAUUCAAAUCUCAGAUCACUUCUCUGUUCAACCAUUCGGAUGGAUCUCAAUGUCCUUUCACGAGAAGAUCCUGAUCGCCUCAGCAGAUACUUGGACAAGUUGAGCCUGCAGAAUACCUCUCGACUUAUUCAUGACAGCAAUAGUUCUGAGAAGUUUUCACCAAUUAAUCACACUGACAUAGCAAGUAAUGCGACUGAAAAACGUACCAAGCAGAAUGGGACAAGCUCUUGCAUCCAAGAGCUUCUGAAAAGGCAGUCUGCUAUUUCGUGUGUAUUGUCUGCAGAGAAAAGCUUGGCUGUUAUCUCUAAAGCUGUGGGUAGCAGUCAGCUGACUUGGUGUGACCAAAGCAUUGAUAUGGAGCAUCCGAUGCACGAUACAGCUUCAAGGAAUAAAGAUCAAUUGGAUGAGGUAACAAUUUGGUAUCACUGGAAAACAAGGAGCCUCACGUAUUUCAUUGAUAAGAGAACGAUCAGACUGGUAUCUGGUGCCAGCAUGAUGUUUGCUGCUUCUCCAAUACAGUGGUUGCAAGUUUUUGAACGUAUGAAUAUGUCAGAAGGAAGAAAUUUUGGCAGUUUGUCUGACAAAAUAGAACUUCUUUUAUUAGGAUGUGUUACCAGAAGAUGGAGUUUAGUAAUUAAACAUCUUCAGUCAGUUAAUUGGGAUUCCUUCACUAGCUCACAGAGAUUCUCAGAAGUUUGCAACUUGCUUUCAGGAAGACCUCAAAACUUAAUUUUGAAAGAGAGCAUGGAGCACUCAAAGGAAGGCAGCAUCCUUGAUUAUCUUAUGAAAUUAUUGGACGGUCAAGUUCAUCUGCUGUGGAUGGUACCACCUGCUCUUUUAGCAGUUGCAGUUCCUUCCUGGUCACCUCUAUUCAGAUUUUAUGUGAGCCAGAUUGAGAUUCAGCUUAAAGAAGAUUCUCCGAUAGUAAGAUGUUGUAGUUGCUUUCAGGAAAGGAAGGAGCACAAGGAUUGUGAACUUGCAGAGAGGAUAUGGUGUCUUCAUAUCUUUCACAUCCGUGGGCCUCAGUUGUGGCUUUGUGGCAAUGGUGAAUGAGGUUAGUGCUAAGUGAAAGCUUCUUCCCUCCAAGUGUAGCUGCCCCGACCAGUUGAGUGUGUUAGCAGUCUUCAUACAAGGAAAGUUUCACCUACAAAUAGCUUUUCAAGUGGUCCUUACGAAGAUUUUUGGCUGAUAAGUCAGUUGGCCACAAGCAUUUUGACACUCAGCUUUUGCAAUUUCUUGUUUGUGGUACAAAUAUCCGGUUCUAGAUGUGCACUCGUGUCAGCUUGGGUGGAUAAUGAUAUUUGAAUAUUGAGUUCCAAAUUCUACUUUCAGCUUCAAACUUUCAUUUAAGUCCUCAAGCUACUAUCCAUCAGGAGGCAACGACCGGUGGGCUUUAUGAAUUUCCUGGCGCUGACCUGGGUUCGAGUCCCGGAGAGCCAACCUUCUGACCUGAUCUCAAGUCUCAGAGAGAUUAACCAUUUGAAGCCUAAUGGUCAAUGCAACACCACCUCAAGGCCAUCUUUUCCUGCCUCUAAAAAAGGUUGUCCUCAGCCUUCCUAGUGUUAGCUUCUUUGGUUCGGAAUGCCAGUGACUGAGGUUGACGUUGUAUGAGAGGGAGCUCAUCUUCAGUAUGUAAACUUAUAGUGCUACAUUCGUUGGUGACUUGAUGAAAGGUUGCAGAAUCCUGCUGUAUUCAACCAGUUCUGAUUCGGGUAUGUAUAAAAUGUAGUCAUGCCAGCAUGUUGUCAUUAUGAUAUAUUUCAAAGGGUGGAAUUCUUUGCAAUGUUCUACCACAUGUAUGAUGCCAUGAUGUCAUGGUGCAUAAUCUCUUUCUGUAGAGCUAGCUAAACAGCCGGUGCUAUGCACGAAGGAAUUGGUAGAUUCA
This is a messenger RNA of Eucalyptus grandis, 2360 nucleotides long. RefSeq lists its product as uncharacterized. The record is from RefSeq and is a predicted model, not a curated record. Gene Ontology annotation, biological process: interstrand cross-link repair. Gene Ontology annotation, cellular component: Fanconi anaemia nuclear complex. Lineage: Eukaryota; Viridiplantae; Streptophyta; Magnoliopsida; Myrtales; Myrtaceae.